Scomber japonicus (chub mackerel) is the source of this 2408-nucleotide messenger RNA. RefSeq lists its product as uncharacterized. The record is from RefSeq and is a predicted model, not a curated record. Bases 80 to 697 code for a protein of 205 amino acids. NCBI's taxonomy places the organism in Eukaryota, Metazoa, Chordata, Actinopteri, Scombriformes, Scombridae. Gene Ontology annotation, cellular component: mitochondrial outer membrane. The transcript is spliced from 6 exons. Gene Ontology annotation, molecular function: protein homodimerization activity; protein heterodimerization activity; channel activity. Gene Ontology annotation, biological process: intrinsic apoptotic signaling pathway in response to DNA damage; positive regulation of apoptotic process; extrinsic apoptotic signaling pathway in absence of ligand.
CCGGGCUAGUUUGUAGUUUUACAUGUUUGCACCAAACUAUCGAAGCUGUCAUUGAACGCUCCCAGCUGACAGAAGAACCAUGGCUGACAGCCGAGAAGAGGAGAAACACGAAGGAGAGCAGGAGCCUCAGGGUGCCGCGGGCGGGGAAGAUGUGGUUGACGAUGCCAUCCUGGAGCAGGGAGCGGUGGUCCUCAGAGGGUAUGUGAUCCAGCGUAUACAUUCGUCAGACCCCGAUCGACUAGUCUCCUCUGAAGAUCUGGGAGGACUGCCGGAUGAACAACAGGAUCCACAGAUCAAAGAAGUGGUGAAUCAGCUGCUCAAGAUCGCGGACGAGAUGAACCGGAACGCUGAGCUCCAGCGACUCAUCAACCAGGUUCCAGGUAACUGUGCUCAGGACAUCUUCAUGAAGGUGGCCCGGAGCAUCUUUGUCGACGGCAUCAACUGGGGUCGAGUGGUGGCUCUCUUCCACCUGGCCUACAAACUCAUACACAGGGCACUGACCACCAACCAUCUAGAAAACAUCAGACUUGUUAUAAACUGGGUUCUCCAGUUCAUCAGAGAACAGCUUCACUCCUGGCUGGUCCAGCAGGGAGGCUGGCAAGGGGUGAUCCGCGGCAUUUCUCAGUGGAGGACAGUAGCCGUAGUAGCAUCAUUAGUAUUGGUAGCAACCUUUGUUUACUACAGGAAGACACGCUGAGAGAAUCAGACCUCACUGCAGACCAUGCCAUACACGAUAAACAUGCCAUAUUCCUUUUAUUAAUAAAGACAUUUCCUGGACAAUGAAUUACAACCACUCCUCAGCCUCCAGUUCAUAAACCAGCAGUGGCCAAGCACUGUACUAUGAGGGACCACACCUCCUCUCUUCUCAGGUUUCCCAAAACAAAAAAAAUGCAUGUAGAAGGAGCUUCUCUGUCCACCUUCACCAGCAACUACUCUACACCUUCCAUGGAAUUACAAGAGCUUCUGCAGCAGCCCCACCCAGUAUUUAUGAUUACUGGAUGUAGCUGUAGACCUGAACUUCAACCAGACCCCAGCUCCAGUCUAUAUAGUCUACAUCAGCUCUGAUUGGGGCUCCAAUUUAAAUUUCAUCAGGUCAGCAAAAUUUGGAUCGUACCCGAGGAGACGUGAAGAAGAGUCUGAUGACAUCAGUGGCAUAUACUGCAUCGUAAGUCAGCCAAUCCAAAGCACUGACCCACUGAGCACUGUGCUGUAGCUUCAUCAUGUUAGCUUGUUAGCUUGUUCCUGCACCUUUAAGAUUUUUUUGUUUGUUUUUUUAAGAGGCAGCCAUGGUGAUUUUUGAGUUUUCAGUUCAUAGGGUUCAAAUUUUAAAAUUAGAGCUGGAUAAUGAAACAAAAUGAAGCACUCUACACCAUUCUGAAACAAACUAGACGUGGCUUGUGUCAAACUGAGUGUAAACUACAUUUUUUGGACUGUUUUUAUGAAUGGUCCAUGUCCAGUAGAUAAUCUCAAUUAUUUAUCUCAACAGAAUUCAGUAGAGUUUCGAGGAUGUCCUGGUUUAAGAAGUGUAUAAAUUCCCACUUUAAGGUUUUAUUUUAAUGCUAUGGCUAAUUCAAUGAUUAAAUGUGUUUGUCAGUUAGCAGUGAGCCUCAGUCUCUUGUUAAGAAGUAAGUCAGAUAUGCUAAUUCAGAACGCCUCGUUGUUGCGACAAACAUUGCACCACAGUGCCAAAUUCACUGGAAAUUCACCCAAAAUCUAAACUUUAAACAGCUUAAUGUCAAUGUCAAAUGUCAAAUAUCAGCUUUCUUUAAAGUCUUAAAAUUCAGCUUGUGAAUGAGUAUAAGCUUGGUUGUUGGGUGUUUCUGACUGAACUAUUUCUUUAGAUGUUUUAAACUCCCCUCCUACAAUAUUCAGGUGUCCAUAUGAACACUGACACAUGUUUUGCUUGGUGUUGAUAUUUGAGAAAGUUUAAAUUUAUCCCCCAACCUCCCAACUCCAUAGGUGUAGUGAAAUCUCCUAUUUUAGAGUGAAAUAUUCACAGAUUUCACAGAUUGUCAGUCUAUUAACUGAUUAACUCGUGUAUGUAUAACCAUCACUGUACUGUGAAAACAUCUGAAUGGUAAACUGUCUCAAGUACCUAGCUCAUAAUAUUGUAUGCUUAAUCAACAAAAGGGCAUAAGUCAGCUGUUUGUGUCCCCAUUAAUGAAAUGUAAAGGUGUUUUUAAUGCUGUAGUAUGGACAGGAGAAACACUGAGGUAUCAUUCACAAAGUGUACAGCAGUGUUAAGCUCAUUUCUGUUGCCUCUGUCAAUUUUGACCCAGGAAGACAACCGUACAACAGAGGCAAAGGCAACAGAACAAACAUUAACCUGCUUCUAGCAAAUGUAGUCACCUAACAGUAGACAGCAAUUUGGAUAAUCACACUCCUUUUUGUUGUUUGGCAACUGAAAG